Messenger RNA from Chelonus insularis, 445 nucleotides. RefSeq names its product signal recognition particle 9 (gene Srp9). Bases 147 to 383 code for a protein of 78 amino acids. Gene Ontology annotation, molecular function: 7S RNA binding. The transcript is spliced from 3 exons. The record is from RefSeq and is a predicted model, not a curated record. Gene Ontology annotation, cellular component: signal recognition particle, endoplasmic reticulum targeting. Gene Ontology annotation, biological process: negative regulation of translational elongation; SRP-dependent cotranslational protein targeting to membrane. Lineage: Eukaryota; Metazoa; Arthropoda; Insecta; Hymenoptera; Braconidae.
GACACCUGGCCGAGUCCGGAGUCAAUUGUUUACGCAUAUUUUUUACUCGUAAAUUAAAGUAAUUGGAUCAACGUACAAUUGUAGUAUUGUGACUAUUAUUAAUUGCAAAAAAGUUCAUAAGUGCAAAGUGUAAAUAAAUUAUAAACAUGACUUAUGUUAAUUCAUGGGAAGAAUUUGUAAAAGGUGCAGAGAGGUUAUAUCUCCAAGAUCCAUUAAAAGCACGUUAUACUAUGAAAUACUGUCACAAUAAAGGAACUUUGUGUUUAAAACUUACAGACAAUCGAACGUGUCUACAAUACAAAACAGAGAUUGCUCAGGAUUUAAAAAAAAUGGAAAAAUUCAUAGGCCAUCUCAUGAGGCAUAUGGCAUCUAAAGAAGUUUAAAUCAUACACAUAUGGGAAAAGUUGGGAUUAUAUUUUUAAUAAAAACACAAUCGUAUCGAUUA